UGUGAGCGGGGCCAGGCUAGGCGCAGGGGGCCGAGGAGCGGGGCGCCCACUUGGCUCCGUUCGCGUUGGGAUUUUUUUAAACAGGACAAACCCUUACGAGUUGUUGUUUUGAAACCUCAGACCGAACAAACGGCUUCAGGGGUUCCCUGAAAACGACCCCGCCCCCGUAGUUCGCUCAGAGGAGCCGUUUUCAACGAGUCUGGGGGGCGGGAAGAAGCCCCCUCCCCCAGCUACCCCACUGUAAACCGGCCCCAGUGGGGGUCUUGCUUCCGUUUUUUGGCUUCACAACAGUCAGAACCAAACCGUCCCGCCGAGACAGCGCAGCAGAAUUCGACAGAGACAGAAAUAAACGGGGGGCCCGUGUCCCUCUCUCCCCCCAUCCUCUGUCCUACGCUCGUCAUAGUUUGACUCCUUGCCAGAGAAGCUCUGCUGGGGGCUCAGUGCGUCUUGAAAGCAAGAGUUCCUGCUUCCUGGGGUACUUUAGCCACCCCCUCGGGGAAAGUGAUUUUUGGGGUGUCUUUAGCGAACAGAGGGACUCCAUUCCCUAGUACCUAGAGAUGGCACAUGCUCGUAUCUCAGCCAAACUGCCCCCCAACAUUGACCCCACUAAAGCCCCCAUUGCUUUUGGGGCAAGGGCCCUACCUAAGCUGAAUGAGGAGUUACAGUCCCCUGAGCUGCUGACCCGGCAGAGAGCAUUGAUGGCCCUAUGUGACUUAGUGCAUGACCCAGAGAAUGUCUACCAAGCAAUAAAACUAGGAUUCCUGGAUAACCUGAAAUAUUUGCUUCUAGACCAAGAUAGCACUGUUCGAGAAAAAACAACUGAAGUCCUUUAUAUAAUGGCUACUCAUAAUGUUGGCAGGGAUGGCUUUAUAGAAAACGGAGUCAUUCCUGCCCUGUCCCAGCUCUUGAAUGAUCCAGUGGAUAUCUGUCGGAGAAACAUGCACCGGGCGUUUGAAAUAAUGGCAGAGUUACCGGCGGGUGCUGUUGGCAUAGUGGAAAGCAGUUUGAUUUCUUCACUUGUUCUUAAACUGAAAACUGAGCUGGAUGAAAUCCAAGAGUUGAUACUGGACACACUCUGUGGCUGCCUAUGUGUAGAGGCUUUUGAAGCUCUUGCAACAGGCGCUGUUCCCAUUCUGAAGGAAAAGCUCACUCAUCCAUCAGUGGCCAUCAGGAGCAAAGCUGCCCGUGCCCUCUUGGGAAUUAGUAUCCCUCUGGAAGGAAAAAAUAUUGUGUGGGAUGAAGAGGUUAUCCCAGUGCUGGUCAGCCUGUUGGAGGAUUCAGAUCCUGAGGUCCGAGCCAAUGCAGCAGGAGCACUGAUGAAUGCCACCAUUACGACCCAAGGGAAAUAUGCAGCCCUUAGUGCAGAUGCCAUUCCACCUUUACUGAAGCUGGUCGAUGAUGAAAGCAGCAAAGUACGCUUGAAUGCAAUCAAAGCCCUGACCAUGCUGUCUGAGGCACCUGAAGGUCGCAAGACACUACUGAACCAUGUGGACCUCUUUCGAGGGCAGCUGAAUGACUCAAGUGAGGCUGUAAGCAGAGCAGCAAAAAUCGCCAUCAAAGUCAUCGAGUGGAAACCUUAAACCCAGGGCAUCAUAAAGCAAUAAAAUAGCAGCAAAACUCCUGCACAUUGUGUGACUCAGACUUUUUCUUAAAUGUUCUGUAUUAAAUCCCUAUCUGUUUUAGCAUAUGAAGAGUUUUACUUCACCUACAACUGCUCCUCAGUAUUUCUGCACGUAGAAAUCUAUAGGGAACAGCGUGUGGUCUUGGGGUUAGAAUAGGGCACAGGGAGUCCCUGAAAUAUUUACUUUAUUACUCCAGCAUGGCCAUUUUGUGCAACUAUCUUUUAGCUGUGAUAAGGGAAGGUACCAUAGCUGGGGGUUAGAUCCCACCCUGUACCUUCUCUGUCCUUCUACAAGGCAUGCAAUGUUGCCAUCCCUCAAAUUGGACACGAGCAUUCUAGAACUUUGAAACAUUCUCAGGGGUUCAUUUUUCCCAGAGAUCAGUAGCAUUUCAUAAAGGAGACCAACCCCUCAUGCCCUCUCAUUGAACUCCAUGGCAUAAGCCAAAGGGAAUCAACCUAUCUUGGAGCACCUUAACAUUCCCUGAAAGAUGUCACACCUUCAGAGCCCCCUAGCAUCUUCUGCAGGGACUGCCCAAUCCUGGAGCUCUUUGAUGGCUUAUGCUUCUCCAGGUAAUUUUUCUGUGACAUCUCUUAAGUGGAGACUACCAUCCACUAUGGCAAUAAGCAUCUUCUGAAGGCUCCAUGCCUUCUAGGAUCUCCAUGAUGUUCUUUGAUGAAACCUAACCCUUUCUUGAUAGUUCUGUUCAUUUUCUGAAGAGGGGGAGGAGGGAAGGUUACAUAGAUACACCUAAUUGGACAUUAUUCAGCUGAUAAAGCCCAACUUUUCAGUACAAACAUUACAGAUAGUCCAGAAUCAACCCUCCAGAACCAAACUCAGUUCACACUUUUGGAGGGAGGAGCACCACAAUCCAGAUCCAAUCCAAAUUUUGCAGUUAGCCCCAUCCUAUUAUGGGCCAAAGCAAACCCCCAGAUUCAAACAGUCUUGAAAUUUGGUGGAGAGGGAUUUAAAUUUAAAACAACUUCGUGACUUGAGCUCAUCUAUAAUAACCUUCUGACUCUCGCAACACAAAACCCCUUUGGGGUGUCUAGCACUGCUGGUUAUACUAAUACUCCCACACCUUGUGUUCUGGGAGUGCAAGCACCAAGAUUCUAGCUGUCCCCUGUGCAGGCACACGCUAGGAGACUUCCGUGGAUUGACUUGCCCCAACUUACAUACCCAUUAGUAGCCAAAAAUCUGGCCCCACAUCUGCAUGUUUGCAGGUAUGAUAUUUCCUAGUGAUCUGUUACCCUCCAUUAUGUUAUUUUAUAUUAAACAGAAUGAGAGCUCCAGUUCUCUUCCCAGGUUGUUCUGGAACAGCUCCUACUGAAAGGCCACUUAUCAAACAGCCUCAUCUUCAUGACAGGUCACUUGCAGAACAUUGAAAGAAACCGCUGUGCAGCCUAGAAAUCUCCACUGGAAAAAAAAUAUUUGGAUAUCAGGAAGUUCUUCUUUGAGCACUGGUCCCUAUGGGUAGUCACUAUGAGUGUGUGCACACAAUGUGCAUCCGGGACUGGAAAUUCUUUAACAGCAGUGUCUGUUACUCCAUGCCUAUGCCCUGUGCCUCCUUGUGAGGGCAUAAAGGGUGGCACAGACCAACCCCACAUCCCCAGUUCCUCUUCUACUGCUCACAGUCUGCGACAGAACCUCCUGUGUCUGUUCUUCUUGUCUGUGUUAGACUUUGUUGAGUCUAACUAUUGAAAAUAAUAUUCUUAGUUAGCUUAGUUUUAGUGCUAGUUAGUUAUUUGGGGAUUGAAGGCUCUUCCUCCUCUAAUUCCCCCUUUUUUCUACAGGGCAUCAAUUAUGCCCAAAGUGCCUGGCUUUAAACCUUGCCUGGCCUGCCCCUGGGUUUUCCCAGUGAGCAACCCUCAUAAAAUUUGUCUGUACUGCCUUGGGGAAACUCACAUUCCCUUGAAGUAUCUGCCAUGCGUUCCUUCCAUGUACCAGAAAAGAUUUCGGGUUCCACAAGCGCCUUAUGUAGCUUUCCAUGAGGCUCCAUUCAGAACUGGGGCCCUCCCACUCACCUGGAACCAUCAGGCAGUGCAUCGCCAGUGUCCAGUAUCAGCAGUUUGGAGUCCUUUUCCAAAUACACGACCCUCAUGAAGUAGAGACACUAAACAAACAAGAUCAAAUUUCCCCAGCAGAAACAGGACAAAUCCCCUCAUAUGUCCUCAAAAAAGAGGCCCACUUUGCCCCUUCCUCCAGCACUGCUAGAAGAUGCUGUACCCUGGAACAGACAUACCUGGAGCCCCUACAGAAAAAGAAAAAACCCGCAACAGUAAUGGGAGCUCACAGAUCCCAUGGUACCUCCAGCCCCAAUAAUGGAACACGAGGAGGCCUAUCGGACAGAUAUGAGUCAGUACUGUCAUUCCCUUCAGAUAGCCAACAGAGGACAAUCAGUCCGGACAUGGCUUCCAGAUCAACUCCACCUCCCUGUCUUGUCAACAGUAAUUCUAGACCAGGGACCAAUGGUACCCAGCAUGGGGAUCACCUCUCUUCCACAUCACAUUGACUUUAAUGGAGCUCCUGGGAUCCAUGCUUCCAGGCACCUGAGUAUGAGGGUCCUGAGUUCCUCACCCAGCAAGGCAAAAUAGUAAUCUCCAUGGGAGCAGCUGAUGGAGGAGGAUCAAUCAGCACCACCUGCUCUCCAGACAAGGCAGUAUCACCAAUGUCUCCCUCGUGUUCAGAUGAUUGUAACCAGUAGCAGAUCUUCUUGGGAGAAUUGCAGCACUCUCCAGACUCCUCUGGAGGCGGUCCAGAAUGCAACCCUUAUCUCCUAGACAUAUUUCAGGCUACAGCUCUUUUUAAAAUGGCACUCAUGAUUAAUGAGGCUAUCAUGGAACCUCUCAGAGUAGUCUGGCAUACAUCUGCAUCCAAGUCCCCAGCCCCAAAGCAGCUCAGAAGCAUUGCUUCUUUCCCCCCAAGGGACUGGAAUUUUUGUUUUCCCUCCUUAACCCCAAUUCCCUGAUGAUGCAUAUAGUUACAGAACCACGUCGGCUAUACCAGCCCAAGUCCACUCCCCCGGACAGAGAUACCACGCAACUACACAUCUUUGGAAGGAAGCUGUUUUUCUUGGCUUCCUUAGCAUUCUGGAGAGCAAACUAACAUGCUUUAAUGUCCAAAUAUGACUUUUUACAUUACAAUAAGCUAUCAGAAUUUGUGAACAAGUUCCCUCAAGAAUGUGGACCUCAAUUCCAGGACAUCCUGGAUGAGGGAAAGCUAGUUGCACAAACUUCCCUCCAGGUGCCCUUGAUGUGGCUGAUGCACUCUAGGACUACUUCGAUAGUCAUGAGAAGAGAUUCAUUGCUACAGGCCUCCAGUUUCCCCAAAGAGAUCCAAACCACAGCUGAGACAAGUGACAAGACUGAUGAGUCGCUGCAUACCCUCAAAGACUUUUGUGUUACCCUCCACUCUUUAGAUAUUUUUACUCUGGCACCCUGGAGAAAGUAUCGUAGGAUUCCUCCGCCUCAUCAUCAUUCAUCGCCUCCAUUCUUUUUCCAUCAGAGGACAUAUGAACCUCCCAAGAAGUGGCAGAGGAUGCAAUGGAGUAGACACCCAGCACCACUGCCCUCCUAAGUUCUCUCUUUAUAUGACACUGAAACUUCAGAAUGACCACCUUGGUCUCUAUUUUACCCUCCCUCAUCUCAGUUGUCUGGUUUACGAUCCUUGAUUUGAAGGACACACAUUUUCAUUUGGACCUUCACCCAACUUACAAAAGGUCCCCGUGCUUCGCAGUGGGCCAGAAGCACUUUCAAUACAGGGCACUCCCUUUUGGUCUCUCAGUGACGCCAACGGUAUUUACAAAAAAUUUUGUGGUGGUCACCGCAGAUAAGGGAGACUGAGAUUUCCUUACCUGGACAACUGGCUGCUCACGGGUUGGUCCUGCCAAAAGAUACAGGCAAUUACCACAGCCACACUUCAAUUCUUUCAUUCCCUAGGAUUUCAAGUCGAUUUAGACAAGUUCAUAUUAACAUCCUUGAAAACCAUACAGUUCGUUAGAGCAGACCUGAACUUUACUCACAGCAAGGGCCUACUUACCUCUGGACUGAUUCCUAGCCAUGAAGGCUCUCAUCAGCCAGCUUCAUUUCAGCCCUCCUCCUACAACCUGAUCUGCUUGGUUCUGUUAGGCUACAUGAUGGCAUUCUCCUGUGUCACUCCUACAUCUGUGAUGUCUUCAUAUCUGGUUAUGGACAAUCUAUGCCCCAAGCAGGAGCUCUCUAGACAAGAAGCUCUCUCUUCCUGAAGACAUACUGACAUUGUUCACAUGGUGGGAAAAGGAGACAGUAUGUGUGGGGGUCCCUUUUGUUCCCAUACCACCUACAAAGACUCUUAUCACAGAUGCCUCCCUACUAGCAUGGGGGUAUCUCGAUGGCCAGAUCCCCACAGGAAUCCAGACUACAUAUCAACCUUAGGCUUUGAGCAGUUCUCAAAGCACGCAAGACAUUCCUGCCCAUCUACGCCCCAUAUUCUUCAUAGAAAUAUUGUUAUAAUAUUAUAGCAUAUCUAAGAUGUAUUUUUUGCAAGAUGGGGCUUGUGAGAUACCAUUGGAAAGGUUAUUAUUUAUUGAAUAGGAUUAUCCUAUUUGUAUGCAUGUAUCAUUUUUGUAUCUAAAGUUAGGAAUAUUGACUAUACAUCUGUACUACAAAAGUGUUUGCACCUGGGGAACGCCCACCAAACAGAAUGCAAUCAGUCUGGCUGACUAGCUGGGGACCAGUCAGUGUACCAUUAGGGAGAACAAUAGAUCUUUGAAGAUGCUAAUCUCCUAGCUUCCUGGGAUGCUAUAAACAGCCUUUGAUUCAUGGCUGCUUUGACAUUACAGGGUCAUCUGAUCAUGUCACCUGGUACUGGACUCCAUGAUAGAAUACCAGUAUUUUUCGAUGGGGGGGGGGGACCGACCACACUGUAAAAUCAAAGGAUUCCUGCCAUAUGUAAAACCUAUUUAAGGCAGGGGAGUGACAUAAUGAGCGUUCGUUCUUCCCUGAAUCCCCACCCAGGAUGACUGCUGGGAACAUCUAAGAAACAAAGACAAGGCUGGGGGGAAGAGCUGAGCCCAGGGUGGAGAGGUGUCUGGCCUGUGAAAGAACUACCUGAAAUUUUAAGCUGCAAGAAAGAGCAGUUUGCCUGCAAAAACCUCUGCAAUCUGUCUAAAACAACAUUUAGGGUGAGAAAUGACUACUUGUAACCAGUUUCUUUAGUAUUAAGCUUAGCUUGCAUGUUCGUUUCAUUUGCUGGGUACCCUACUUUGAUCUGUUUGCUAACCCUUAUAAUCACUUGAAAUCUAUUUUUGUA
Messenger RNA from Trachemys scripta elegans, 6908 nucleotides. RefSeq names its product radial spoke head 14 homolog (gene RSPH14). The record is from RefSeq and is a predicted model, not a curated record. Gene Ontology annotation, molecular function: protein binding. The coding region runs from base 558 to 1580 and encodes 340 amino acids. NCBI's taxonomy places the organism in Eukaryota, Metazoa, Chordata, Testudines, Emydidae. The transcript has 6 exons.